Messenger RNA from Dictyostelium discoideum AX4, 750 nucleotides. It is a transcript of the gene pmmB, whose product is annotated as phosphomannomutase B. The transcript has 4 exons. Lineage: Eukaryota; Evosea; Eumycetozoa; Dictyosteliales; Dictyosteliaceae. The record is from RefSeq and is a predicted model, not a curated record. Gene Ontology annotation, cellular component: cytoplasm. Gene Ontology annotation, molecular function: phosphomannomutase activity. Gene Ontology annotation, biological process: GDP-mannose biosynthetic process. The coding region runs from base 1 to 750 and encodes 249 amino acids.
AUGUCACAAAAUAAAAACACUAUAUGUUUGUUUGAUGUGGAUGAUACUUUAACUAAACCGAGAAAUGCAAUCACCAAUGAAAUGAAAGAAUUAUUGGCAUCUUUAAGAACAAAAAUAAAGAUAGGUGUUGUUGGUGGCUCUAAUUUUAAUAAAAUUAAAGAGCAAUUAGGUGAAAAUUUUAUUAAUGAUUUUGAUUAUGUAUUUGCAGAAAAUGGUUUAAUAGCAUAUAAAGAUGGUUCAUUAUUAGAAAUUCAAGAUAUUAAAAAGUAUUUAGGUGAAGAAAAUAUCAAAAAAUUUAUUAAUUUUGUGUUACAUUAUGUAGCUGAUCUUGAUAUUCCAAUAAAAAGAGGUACCUUUGUUGAAUUUAGAAAUGGUAUGCUUAAUAUCUCGCCAAUUGGUAGAAAUUGUUCCCAACAAGAACGUGAAGAAUUUGAAAAGUAUGAUUUGGAACACAAAAUUAGAUCAACAAUGGUAUCAAUAUUAAAAGAGGAAUUUAAAUCUUUUGGUUUACAAUAUUCAAUUGGUGGUCAAAUAAGUUUUGAUGUUUUUCCAAUUGGUUGGGAUAAAACUUAUUGUUUACGUCAUUUACCAGAGGAUGAAUUUAAAACACUCUACUUUUUUGGUGAUAAAACUUUUUUGGGUGGUAAUGAUUAUGAAAUUGCUAAUCACCCAAGAAUUACACAAUCUUUUACUGUAAAAUCACCAGCUAAUACUUUGGCCAUUUUAAACGAUUUCUUUUUUAAAAAAUAG